CAGAUAAAGAAUUUUUUAAAAGUUAUCUAAAAUAAAAAGAAAAAUAUUUCAUAAAUUUUUGACCCAAAGGAAAACGAAAAUUCCUUGUCUACGCUCUAUGUAAACUGCGACGCGAAACUCGUUGGAAGUAGUCCCAAUUGGGAAGAUUCUUCAGCAUUUUUUUAACUGUCAACAACUCGCUUCAACUCGCUUGCAAAGCACAGAAAACGGCGCAGUGAGUUGGUGGAAGUGUUUGUAAUCGUGUGUUGCCGGCUGCCACAUGAAUUUUGAAAAAUUUCCGCGUAGGAGCAACGAGUUUAAGUGGCAGCAACGCGGCCCUACAGUAAGCUGCAGGCAUUAGGGGUCGCCACACAUACUCGUACACGGUGUAAUACGAGAAAAACACACACACACUGCCCGUUGCAACAACACGAUUUUUUACUACCGAUGCGCGAAGGCACGCAAAGCAGACGUGCAGCAGAGAAACCGAAAUAGAAUAAAAUACAAAAUAAUAUAAACAACAACAAUAACGAAUAGUGUAUUUUAAAUAAAAAGUGAAAUAUUAACGGAAAGAAAGUCUGAUAAAAAAGAAACGAAGAAAAAGUGCUUACUCUGAACCCCGUGCCCCACCGCUCGUCGUGUGUUACCCCAACAAGCUUGCCAAAAUGCAAGUUCAAGUUCAGCGUUCUUGAGCUACUUAAGCUACAAGGCUUGCGCUAGCAACGUGCCACAUCGCCUGCAAUUGGUACGUUCAUCCGUCGGUCGGUCGAUCGGUCGGUCGGUCGGUCGUUCGCUCGUUCGUUUGGCCAUUAAUACUUGUUGUGGUCGCGGCAGCAUGAAAUCGAAAUCGAAAUUGAAAUUGAAAAUGGCAAAUACAAAUACACAAAAUCAAAGAAACGGUGGCAGUGGUGGUGGUGGCAGCAGCAGAAGUUGCAACAUUGGUGGCAGCGUCAGCAAUAAAAAUGCACAUAAUGCCAUUAGUGUUGUUGCUCUGUUUGGUCGUGCUAUAAACAUGUCACGCAACACUGGCAGCACGUCAUCAUUCGCUACAACAACAAAUAAUAUAACAACACUGUUGCCACAUUGUGCUGGCCGGCAGCGACAUGGUUGUAGGAAACAUAAUGUUGGCGGCUAUGAAUCAGUAAUAGCAACAACAAAGACAACAACAACACACACCGGAUUACUCUUUCGAAUUGCACUUUUAUUGGCUUUUCUGCUGUCUCUCGGCGUUGGUGUUGAAGCUCAAUAUCAAUCACCGCGUAUAAUCGAGCAUCCAACUGAUUUGGUUGUGAAAAAGAAUGAACCUGCCACAUUGAAUUGCAAAGUCGAAGGCAAACCGGAGCCGACAAUUGAAUGGUUUAAGGAUGGCGAACCGGUGAAUACCAAUGAAAAGAAAUCACAUCGUGUUCUCUUCAAGGACGGCGCACUCUUCUUCUAUCGCACCAUGAUGAGUAAAAAGGAGCAGGAUAGUGGUGUCUAUUGGUGUGUGGCUAAGAAUCAUGUUGGGAAGGCGGUGAGUCGAAAGGCCACAUUACAAAUUGCCGUUUUACGCGAUGACUUCCGUUCUCAACCGAAGGAUACACGGGUAGCAAAAGGCGAAACAGCAUUACUGGAAUGUGGACCACCUAAGGGUACACCAGAGCCGGCGCUAAUAUGGGUUAAGGACGGUGUACCGUUAGAUGAUUUAAAAAUGAAAUCUUAUGGACCCUCAUCACGUAUACGCGUCGUCGAUGGUGGCAAUUUAUUGAUAAGCAACGUGGAGCCCAUCGAUGAGGGCAACUAUAAAUGCAUUGCACAGAAUUUGGUUGGCACACGCGAGUCCAGUUAUGCUAAAUUAAUUGUACAAGUCAAACCGUACUUCAUGAAGGAGCCACAAGAUCUCACCGCACUCUCUGGCCAAACGGUACAAUUUCAUUGCCUCGUUGGCGGCGAUCCGCCACCGAAAAUUUUAUGGAAGAAAGAGGAGGGCAACAUACCCGUGGCUCGUGCGCGCAUACAACACGAUGACAAAAGUUUAGAAAUCACCAAUAUUUCGCCCGCCGACGAGGGCACGUAUGUGUGUGAGGCGCACAAUAGUGUGGGACAGAUAAGUGCGCGCGCGUCGCUGACGGUGCAUGCACCGCCCACAUUCGUUGUGAAGCCGCAAGACAAAAAGAUCGGUCUGAAUGGCGUUGCUCAGUUUCCUUGCGUUGCCGAUGGCAAUCCGCCGCCUUCGGUCUUUUGGACAAAAGAAGGCUCACCAACACUGAUGUUCCCAAACAAUUCCUAUGGCCACAUGCAUGUCUCUGUCGAAGGUACACUCCAAUUGAGUGGCGUACAAAAGGACGAUGCCGGUUAUUACGUGUGUUCGGCAUUUAGCGUGGUGGACUCGACAACGAUACGGGCAUUCUUGCAGGUUACCUCUGUAGAUGAUACCCCACCGCCGAUCAUACAAAUUGGUCCCUCAAAUCAAACAUUACCAAAAGGCAGUGUUGCCAUGUUACCAUGUCGCGCAUCAGGCAAUCCAACGCCACGCGUCAAGUGGUACAAGGAUGGGACAAUGCUGCAGAGUGGCAAUCGUUAUACGAUAGUGCAGGGUGGUUCGCUGCGUAUUGAUGAUUUACAACAAAGUGAUUCAGGUCUAUUCACAUGCACAGCAUCCUCAGAGAGCGGCGAAACAUCGUGGUCAGCUACAUUGACGGUGGAAAAGGGUAGUUCAUCGCUGCUCCAUCGCUCGGUGGAUCCCAGCGCUUAUCCGGCACCGCCCGGCACACCAAAGGUGGUGAACGUCACACAGCAUAGCAUCGGCUUGCGUUGGUCGCGCAGCCAAGAGAAGCCGGGAGCGACCAGUCCAAUUAUCGGUUACACCGUGGAGUACUUUAGUUCGGAUCUACAAACAGGUUGGGUGAUUGCCGCACAUCGUGUGCCUGAUCAGCAAAUAACGAUUUCUGGCUUGAAACCAGCCACUUCAUAUGUCUUUCUUAUUAGAGCUGAGAACUCACACGGGCUCUCGGUGCCAUCCGGUCUCUCGAAUGUUAUCAAAACUUUAGGCACGGAAUCGGGUACAGUGCCGCCAAGUGAAAUUUCAGCAGCGCGUGGAGUGUUAAGUGGCAAGGUUGUCGAAUUAAUUGAUGCCGCAGCAAUUAAUUCCACCGCUGUGCGUCUGGAUUGGGUUAUGCAUGUGAGUGUGACGGAGAAAUAUGUCGAGGGUCUUUAUGUACGUUAUCGCGAUAUAAGCGCCAAUUCGCAACAAUAUAAUAUUUUAACUGUGUUAAAUCCUUCGAUUGAGUCGCACGUUAUUGGCAAUCUAAAGGAAUAUACGAAAUAUGAGUUCUUCUUGGCGCCUUUCUACCAGACGUUGGAGGGUCAGCCGAGUAAUUCGAAAAUUGUGCAGACAUAUGAAGAUGUGCCCUCCGCUCCACCGGACAACAUCCAAAUUGGCAUGUACAAUUUGACGGCGGGUUGGGUACGUUGGUCACCGCCACCGCCGCAGCAUCAUAACGGCAACUUGUUGGGCUAUAAAAUUGAGGUGGCUGCUGGAAGUACGCUUAAGGUUUUAGCCAAUAUGACACUUAAUGCAACAACCACAUCAGUGCUACUGAAUAAUUUAACAACUGGUGCUACAUACAAUGUACGACUGAAUUCUUAUACUAAAGCCGGUGAAGGACCUUAUGCUGAGCCAGUCUCGCUCUUCAUGGACCCCACACAUCUGGUACACCCACCACGUGCUCAUCCCAGCGGCUCACACAGCGGCAUUGCCGGCAGUCACGGUCAUCCUGGUGGCGCCGGUGCCAUGGACGGUGGUCAUUAUGCCUAUCACCCAGCUGGCAUGCCGGACGAUGCGGCAACCACAACCACACAUCAUAAAUCAACGAAUGUGGUGCAUCAGACAUGGUUUAUGGUAUUGGUGAUAGUCUUUCUGCUGGCCAUAUUCUUUGUCACCAUCGGUGUGAUGGUAUUCUUUAAACGACGACACAAGUUGACCAAGGAGCUGGGUCAUUUAAGUGUAGUCAGCGCCAACGAAAUCACCGCACUAAAUAUUAAUGGCAAGGAUAGUUUGUGGAUUGACCGCGGCUGGCGCACCACCGACACGGACAAGGAUUCCGGCUUGAGCGAGACGAAGCUGCUAUCGAAUGCCAACAGCCAGUCGAAUUAUACCUCAGACGGUGGCACCGACUAUGCGGAAGUGGAUACGCGGAAUAUGAGCACAUUCUACAACUGUCGUAAGAGCCCUGAGAAUCCCACACCUUACGCCACGACCAUGAUUGUUGGCGCCUCAUCGACGGAGACUACCUGCAUGAAGACCUCUUCGUCGAGCACCGAUCAAGAUUCAGGCACGAACUCACCGCAUUCCGAUAGCAAUACGCCACAGUGUGGAGGUGGUGGCGGUGGGGCAGCCUCUGUGCCAGUUAUGCCAACUGCGGGCAGUGGCAAACACGGCUAUCAUCCAUAUCCGCCAGAACAAUUUAAUUGGUCAGAAUUCUUGCCACCACCACCAGAACAUCCACCACCGCUGCCAAGCGGCUGCAACAGUGGUGGCGUCGGCGUCGGCAUGGGAGGCAAUGGCACAGGAGGCGUCAUCUACGCGCCAGGCUCACCACAAUCUUCACGCAAAAGCUCGAAGAGCGGUGGCUCGGGCAUGUCGACACAUCAAAGCAGCGCUUUGAACUCUUCCAUACACAGCAGCUCUUCGGGCGGUUUCUCAACGUGGGGUGUAGCGCCGCAAUGUGUUGCCUCGCGGCCAACGGAGAAUUACUACAACAAUCCGUUACCCUGUGUGGGCGGCGCACAGAAUCGUUACCAGAUUACGCCAACCGGCCAACAUCCGCCACCAUUACCGCCAUACUUUCCACCCGGUGCCGCGGGCACAGCACAAUUACCGCCACGCAACAUACAUAUCCACUACCCAGCGCCCAGGCAUGCAAUGAGCGAGUACCAGCCGACGGGCACGAAUAACUCACGCUGUUCCAAUGGACGCGCCUGCAAUAGUUGUGACGCGCUCGCCUCACCACUCCAACCACUGCCCACACCCGGCGACGGCUGGUAUCAGCCGCUGCAGGCGCACAUGCCGUCCAGCGCCGGCGGCGCCAAUCCCAUUUAUCAAUGUUCCUCGGAGUGUUCAGACCAUUCGCGUCACUCACAUACGCACACACAUACGCACGCUCACGCACAUACACAUCAGCCGCACCACGGUCAGCACCUGCACACGCAUCAGCAUCACACACACGCAUCGUCAACGCAUGCGGGCAACGGCAACGACACAAUGCGCUCGGAGAGCAGCCAAGAGGGUGGCAAAGGAAAUUAUUGCCGUCAAAAGCCAAGUGGCGGCAGCAGUAAUGGCGGUUACGCGGACAUCAACGAGGCGACGGAACGCGAACACAUGCUGAAGGGCGGUGGUGGCGGCGGCGGCGGCGUUGGCUGUGGCAAUGGCAACACCAGCACGCUGGGCGGCAGCUCGUCCUGCGGUUAUGAGGUGUUAGGCGAUCAUCGAAAUUGCAGCGACUGUUGCAGCAGCUCACGCGAAGGUGAUACCUGUUCAUGGAGUGAUGGCUCCUGCCUGUAUGCGGAGGCGGGCGAACCGGGUAUGCCACCUAGUGGUGGUGGCAGUGGCGGCGCUGUUGUUGCUGCCGGUAAGCUUGUGACGCAACAGGGCAAUUGAUAUGCGGCCGGUGUGAGCGAUGUGGUCAUGUACUUUUAGUGGUUGCCCACAGUGCAGCUGCCGAUGUAUGGGUAUGCUGUAGGGGAAGCAAGUGCAGGUGGUGGCGGCAGCUGUAGCGGCGCGAGCAAGGUUAGCAGCGGUGCAGCGCUAAUUUGUGAGUAGUAUUAAGCGCUGAAUAUAACGGUUUAGUAUAUAUAUGUAUGUAAGUAGUUAAGUAUUUGUAGGUUGUAUGUAUGCGUAGGCUAAGUAAGCGAUUUAAGGAAGCUGUAAUGGGAAAAUGUGUGUAUGGGAAGGAUCACAUAAAGACCGUUAGACACAUGGUAUAACAUGAAACAUAAACAGAGCUGAUAAAAAGAAAAAUAAAAAAAUUAAAAAUAACAAAGAAAAGACUUUAAAGCAGCACUAGCUGCCAACUGACUGACAGUUAUCAAUAUUUCAAUGCACUAAUGGCAUUUGUUUUCGUUGCCUACCUUUAGGCGUUUAAUACAAAUCUAGAAUUAAUAACACUGCUUGCAACUAUUUUGAACAUAUUUAUGAAAACACAAAGUUUCAGACUUAUUUUUGAGUGUAUUUCACGUAUAGGAGCACCACCUCCCGCACUUUCUUGUAUGUGCAUAUUUCGUUUCAUUCUAAGUUAACCCUCUAAAGUCGCCUUUUCGCUCUGUGCACACUUUCUCGCGUGACUGCAGCACAUUUUGCUUGCCAACAGAGCGUUGCCAAAGCAAUUUAACAGCGCACAAACAUUAGCAAAAUAACAACAACAACACACCGGUAGCGAUAUAUAACACAGUAGAUGCUCAAAAAUCACCUUCAAACCAACUAAGUUUUGUAUCAGCGUGACAAUUUUAAAAAUGGCCACCCUUUAGUAGCGACUCCAUCGCUCAAUUCAAAUGUAAAUUGGCGACAAUUUUCUUUCAAAUGCAAAUAGUGAGCCAGACAGUCCUACAAAGUACUUUUGCUUGCCAUUAUGGAAGACAAAUUAUGUUUGUUGACUCUUUCGCAUAAAUAUUACCAAUGUAUAGGUGCGCUUUUGUUAAACAGUUAAAUUUAUAUAACUGUCUUCUACAGUGGCACAUACAUAUAUACAAGUAUUUGUGCCUACGCUCAAUAGCUUUUCAAUAUAACUCGGCUUUAUGCCUUAACUGCAAACGUUUUGUCUCAAUAUGUCUUUUCCUCCUUUCGCUCCCUGCUCAUUCGCAAAUUUUUCAAUCACCAAACACGCGAUUUACGCUUUCAAACCACUUUGCGUUCAGGCAUUUCUCGCGUGGCUUCCUUUGCAAUUUGCUCCUUUGCUCCUUAAGGUGGCGGCAAGCCGUUUUUCGUACAAUUUAUCAUAGUGCUGGUAUAAAUCUUCGGCAAUGUAGGGUAUAAAAACAUAGUUUAUGUCCCAAUAAAUUACCGUUUGGAGUGAUAAAUGAAUGAUUUGCUUAGCAGUUGGCGGGCGUGGAGAAAAUUCGGUUGAUUUUCGUUUAAAAACGCGAAGACACGAGGCACCUGUGUACUUUGAUAUAUUUUGUAGAAAUUUUGGAACUUUUUUAAAAGAUAAGAAAUAUGUGACAGGAUUUUAGUUGAAGAGAGGGAGGACUUUUUAAUGGUCAAAAAUAGUUGCAGGAGAAUUUAUGUUAUUGAUUUUCAACUUUAACAAAGCUGCCAACUGCUUUAAGAAAACAUUACUAUACCAGUUUAAGUGCUUCUUUUCUUAAAAUAGAAUUGGUUUUUUUUUCAAUUUAAAUAUACUUAGAAUUAUUUGUUUUUCUUCUAUAUUAAAAUUUAUC
This is a messenger RNA of Ceratitis capitata (Mediterranean fruit fly), 7392 nucleotides long. RefSeq names its product protein sax-3 (gene robo1). The transcript is spliced from 23 exons. Lineage: Eukaryota; Metazoa; Arthropoda; Insecta; Diptera; Tephritidae. Gene Ontology annotation, biological process: cell-cell adhesion. Gene Ontology annotation, molecular function: protein binding. The record is from RefSeq and is a predicted model, not a curated record. The coding region runs from base 815 to 5617 and encodes 1600 amino acids.